AUGUUCUCUACGACGCGGUCAAAAGGACUGGAGAGAGUAAUUGCUGCCUCUCCAUCCGUUUCUUUACCAGCUUUCCUGCUGCCAGCCUUUCCAAUCAUUCCCUCACGGCCAUUCUCUGCUUCGACAUGCCGGCCAUCGCAAAUCGGACGAGCACCUUUAUCAAUUCCCCCAGAAGUCAAAUUCAAUGUCAUUCCACCUGUUAUCAAGAAGAAUAUGGCGCCAGCUGCAGCUCGGCCGACUGUUGUGAUUGAAGGGCCAUUGGGCAAGAUGUCAAUGACUAUUCCGGCAUUUGUAAAUCUUGAACAUGAUGAAGCUACAAGGAAGGCAUACGUCACAGUUGAAGACAGAGAGGUCAAGAAACAGCGUGAGAUGUGGGGGACUACUCGCGCAUACCUACAAAAUCACAUCCUCGGGGUGUCAGAAGGUCAUACAGCUAUUUUAAGAUUAGUGGGAGUUGGAUAUCGAGCUACGGUCGAGGACACUGCGACCACCGUAUCCCCGGAAUUCGAUGGCCAGCAAUUUGUUGUGUUGAAAGUUGGAUACUCGCAUCCCAUCGAGCUUCCCGUACCGAAAGGUGUAAAGGCUACUGUUCCUCAGCCAACAAGAAUAUUGCUAGAGGGCGUCGAAAAGGAGGUUAUCCUACAGUUUGCCGCCAAGAUUAGAAUGUGGAGGAAACCGGAGCCGUACAAGGGGAAGGGUAUAUUCGUGAAUGGGGAAACGAUCAAGUUGAAGGCGAAGAAGAUUAAGUAG
Messenger RNA from Hyaloscypha bicolor E, 750 nucleotides. Its product is annotated as ribosomal protein-like protein L6. Gene Ontology annotation, molecular function: structural constituent of ribosome; rRNA binding. The coding region runs from base 1 to 750 and encodes 249 amino acids. Gene Ontology annotation, cellular component: ribosome; mitochondrial large ribosomal subunit. Gene Ontology annotation, biological process: translation. The record is from RefSeq and is a predicted model, not a curated record. The transcript is spliced from 3 exons. Lineage: Eukaryota; Fungi; Ascomycota; Leotiomycetes; Helotiales; Hyaloscyphaceae.